Molecule: messenger RNA, 4096 nt
Organism: Dryobates pubescens (Downy woodpecker)
Lineage: Eukaryota; Metazoa; Chordata; Aves; Piciformes; Picidae
Gene: MIER3
Product: MIER family member 3
Exons: 13
Coding region: 1421-2995 (524 amino acids)
Biological process (GO): negative regulation of transcription by RNA polymerase II
Cellular component (GO): nucleoplasm
Molecular function (GO): histone deacetylase binding; transcription corepressor activity
Source: RefSeq, a predicted model, not a curated record
GGCGGAGGUGAGCGGGGAAAGCGGGCUGGGGCGCCGGGGUUCGGCCGGCUCCCCGCGGGACGCCGCCGGCGGCAGGCCCCCCACGGCCGCCUCGACAUCCCCGUAAGGCUUCCUUUGGGAGUUCGAGCCCAGGUUCGUCCUCGUCCAUCUCCUGCUCCGGCACCUGGCCUGCCGCCCGCACACCGCUCUGUCUUUCCUGCUCCCUCCCAAAUUUAUCCCCUCGUAGCUUUCCUACGGCAAUUAGCCACCUGCCAGAUUUUUAAGAGAAGGAUGUGCGUUGUGGAGUCCUUUCUUUAUCUCUGGUUGCACUUAGUAAUUGGCUGCUUGGAACCCAAAAUGAAAACAAAGUUCUGUGGCACUUUUAAGUGAGCAUCUUAAUAAAGCCACGUAGCUGGGAGAGAGACUGCAUCUCUUUGUACUGAAAACUACAGGCUUGUGUAAAUUUUUGACUUACUUGUAAUAACAGUAAAUGUUGAAAAUCAUAAUGAUAAGUAAUGUUUAAGGCUUUAACUUCUGUUAAAGUUUUGUGGAAUAUGUUGCACAAGCAAGCAUAAUUAGCAUCAACAGAGCUACUCUCUAAGAAGUAAUUGGGGAAUGUAUUUACUUCUGUGUAACUGCCUUAUACAUUGGCUGUUUGUCAUCUCUUUUAACUACUCGCGUGAAAUUUAUUGAGCUUGUAUUUUUUAAUAUGGUUUUAAAUACUUUAAGUGUGAUAGAAUUUGGAGCUACUAAAGCGUGACUUUUUAAAUCUAAAUUUUCUGAUCUUAAAUUUUGUGAGUGGAGUAGAACUUCCACUUGAGUUACUCAACAUCAAGUGGCUUAGAACAGUAAGUAGAAGCGAUAAUUUGGUGUACACACACACAUAAAGAUAGAUUAAAGCAGUUAAUGCUUCUUUAAAACUGGAUCAGGUUGUGAUGGCCAACAGCAGACAAGUUCAACAUGUAAUGUUACUGUUACAAAUGAUGCAUUGUUACCAGCUAUACUGAAAGCUCUGGGACCGUGAUAUGAAUAGCAUGUGAAUAAAAAGCAUUUCUGGCAUGAAUGUUAUUCAGCGGUAUAGUGUAGACUUUCAUGGUAUUGUCUUAAGCAAGCUAAACAGCUUAAUUACCAUCAUAUAAGGAAUGGACAUAGCAUAAUUCCUUAAAAAUUAGCUAGAUGUAGCUCUCAGAAGUAUUGCUAUAUACAGCUGUCUCUUUCACUCUUUCAAGGCUGAAGGCAGUGCAAAGAGGAAUACUGCCUUUUUUUUUUUUUUGUGGUAAGAGGAUUGAAAAUUUGUAGCAAUUUCCUUCAAAACUUCUGAAGAAGUUCAUACAAGGAAAUAAUUCUUAAAACUCCUUUGCUGCUGGUAAGCCAAGGAUUGCAACAGAGCACUGUUGGCUCUUUAUCAUCUGAGGAUCAUGACUUUGACCCAUCUGCUGAAAUGUUGGUACAUGAUUGUGAUGAUGAGCGAACUCUCGAGGAGGAGGAAAUGUUGGAAGAAAGGAAAAAUUUCAGCUCUGAAAUUGAAGAUUUAGAAAAGGAAGGGAGCAUGCCACUGGAAGAUUUACUGGCAUUCUAUGGCUAUGAACCCACAAUUCCAGUUAUGGCGGGUUCCAAUGCGGAUAGCUCUCCAAGUGAACUUGCAGAUGAACUUCCAGAUAUGACUCUAGAUAAAGAAGAAAUUGCUAAAGACCUCUUGUCGGGUGAUGAUGAAGAAACGCAGUCCUCUGCUGAUGACUUGACACCAUCAGUUACUUCGCAUGAGGCUACUGACUUCUUUCCUCGGCCAUUAAGAUCAAACACUACAUGUGAUGGAGAUAAGGAAUCAGAUGGUGAAGAUGUAGAGGCAGACAAUGGUAAUUCGUCUGAAGAUUUGAGAAAGGAAAUAAUGGUUGGUUCACAGUACCAGGCUGAAAUUCCACUUUACCUUGGCAGAUACAGCAAUAAUGAAAAGGCCUAUGAAAACGAAGACCAUUUACUUUGGAAACCUGAUGUAAUCUCAGAAAGUAAAGUUAAAGAAUACCUUUUUGAAACCUCCCUAAGAACAGGAAAUGAAAAAAUGAUUGGCAGAAUUCCUGAAGGGCUACAUACACGAGACAAUGAACAGGCGCUGUAUGAACUUCUGAAAAGUAGCCAUAAUGUUAAAGAAGCAAUUGAGAGAUACUGCUCAAAUGGAAAGGCUUCUCAUGAAGAAAUGACAGCAUGGACAGAAGAAGAAUGCAGAAGCUUUGAACAUGCACUUCUGAUUUAUGGAAAGGACUUUCAUCUCAUACAGAAAAACAAGGUAAGAACCAGAACAGUUGCUGAGUGUGUGGCUUUCUAUUACAUGUGGAAAAAGUCAGAGCGUUACGAUUACUUUGCUCAGCAAACAAGAUUUGGAAAGAAGAGGUACAACCAUCAUCCGGGAGUUACGGACUAUAUGGAUCGUUUGGUAGAUGAAGCAGAAGCCCUGGGUGGAGCAGUGCAUUCUUCAGCCUUAACAUCUAAUAGUCGAACAGAAACCAUUCCUGAUCAACAGCUAAGCAUUCUGAACUCUAUCACUGCCAAUGAGUUGACAGCAUUGACAAAUAGUGUAGCUACAGUCUGCCACACUUCAGACAUGAACUGCCUGGAUGAUGCCUUUCCUCCUAUGGACAGCUUAUCCCGAGCACCAGUUAAUCAUGUGCCUGUUGGAACAGAAGAAUUGCUUAAUUUGCCUAGCAAUGGUGAAAGUGAUUGUUUCAAUUUAUUUGAGACUGGAUUUUAUCAUUCAGAGCUAAACCAAAUGAACAUGUGUAGUGACGAGACAGAAAGACCUGCAAAGAGAUUGAAAAUGGGAAUCGCAGUCCCAGAAUCAUUUAUGAAUGAUGUCUCUGUAAAUAACCUUGGUGUGGACUUUGAGAACCACACACACCAUAUUACCAGUGCCAAAAUGGCUGUCUCGGUGGCUGACUUCAGCAGUCUAUCUGCAAAUGACACAAAUGGUUUUAUCAAUACCCACACUCUUCACCAACAUGCUGCCCUUCACUCAGAAUGACUGUGGGAACCCAAACAAACAGUGGGUACUAUAUGCAGUAGUAGUAAACUUGAUGUGAACAAUCAGGUUUGCUUAGUCUUUCACUGGAAGUUUGAACUUUAUGACAUCAGUGAUGUCUUUGUAUGUAUAGAACUAUAUCUUGAUUAUCAAGAGUAAUUUCUUUUUUCAGUCCAUAAAUGUGGAAAUGUCAUAGGAUGUUCGUCAGAGUUCGGGACUAAGAGAACUCUGCGGUGCAGCUUUAAGCUCUGCUUCAGUUUUUAUUUUAAAGCCUGUAGACGGAGGCCACCGUUUUGAAACCAGCACAGACGUUCCAAAUGGAUCGGAGUGGCUUUGUAGUCUGAGUUACUUUUGCCGUAACGGAUGCAGUGGAAUAACAAUGUUUACAGGUACCAAUCCUGAUCCCUGCCCAAUGUAGCAUUUAAAAUCUUUUUUUAAUUUUUAUUUUUUUACAAGCGCAGGGACGGGCUUCUUUAAUUUAAACUGCACAAACAUACAAGGAUGUUUUUUAAAUGGAAUCUUCUCUCAUGAUCCUAAACUAGAGCACUUCAGUUUACAAAACAGCAAGUUCAUCUUGGUGGAAACUAGCACAAGGGACUUGAAAUUAGCAAAGUGAAAAUAUCUACGCUUCGAUGAUGUUGCAAAAUUACAGGCCAUGGCUACCCUACCCACAAGUAAUGAUUUUGCCAUAGGUGUCUGUGUACUUUACACUUACUGGCUUAAACAGGUGCGGUUUAGGCUAUAUUGUGUUCAGAUGGGUUUUGUCCACAACUUUGAAGGGUGAUGUAAUCAUGUACCUUAACUUUCCUAAGGCAUCAGAUACUGUAUAAAGCUGCAGUCUGCACAGCUUAGGAUUUACCACUAAACAGUCUACAUGUGGAAAACAUCUUAAAUUGUUUGGAGUGCUGCAGUUCGAAGUGUUGACUGUUUUGACAGAUGGUCUAGAUCAUAUAGGAAUAGUAGAACCUUGAAGUAGGUAUUUGAAAGUUUUUCUUCAGCCUGUGUUGGCAUUUAUUUAUUUUGGCAAGCCCUUGGCUCAAAAAUGGCAGUUUGCUGCCGUGGUCAAAUAGGAAAGGAUAAAUGUUUCCUCUAAAAACAACUAUU